GUGGACAUGGUCAACCAUAAGCAAGCAGGGAACUGGAGCUGGGGAGGUCGGGGGAGCAGAGGCCCCACCACCACCUUGGAGUUGGGCUGGGUCUGUGUGGAGCCCCAGAGAUGUUCCCCAGCCCAUCCUUUUUAAGAACCAAUGAGUAAAAUCAGGGGCCUCCCUCCUGCCGUCAGGGACCCGGGCCCUGGAGUGGAACUUGGAGUAGAAGAUGGCCUUCUCUGUCAACUAAUUCAUUCUCCAGAGUUCAACUUGUUCUCUGACUCAGUGGUGUUUGAAAGCACCUUUAUCCAGGUCACUAAACAAGGACACUGGAUGGAUGCCUAUGAAAGAUCUGCCACUGUGAUCCUUGGGGUAACCUCUUCAGUGCCCUCCCUGCCACUCCCCAAUGUCCUCCUGAUGGCCAACCUCACCUGGCCUCACGGUCCGCGUUCCACCAGUAGCGACCCUGGUGCCCCUGUCAUCACUCUCAGCAGGAUCCUUCCCCUGAAGUAUGUGGAGCUACAAAUCUACGACCGGACCCAGCGCAUCCUUCGGGUGAGGACAGUGACAGAAAAGAUUUACUACCUGAGGCUCCACGAGAAACAUCCACAGGCUGUGUUUCAGUUCUGGAUCCGCUUGGUGAAAAUUUUGCAGAAAGGUCUGUCUAUCACCACCAAAGACCCAAGGAUCCAGUUCACUCACUGCCUGGUGCCCAAGAUACCCAGCUCCUCCAUUGAAACAACACCUGAAUGCAGCUUGCCCUCAUCCUCCCAGGCCAGCGAGACCAUAAUGCUGCUGGCAGCUGAGCGGGCCAGCGGCAGUCUCUUAGGACUCUCAGAAAGAUACAAGCUCAAAGGAGACAGACACACUGAUGCUGCCACAGUAACAGACAAACCCAAGAGAUGCAAGACACCCCCACUGGUGGCAUCUUCAAUUAAUAUGCCCAUGAGAGCGACUUUGACCCACAGCCUCUGGGAACAAGAGGACCCAAAUGAGAACUUCCUGCAGGUUCCUGUAGCCAGCUCCCUAGGAGAGAACUUUUUGGGACCUUAACACCUAGCCAGACCGGUGUCAGCCCUGUCUUCUAUGCGUUUGCUCUGCCUCGUAUAAUGCUGUUUCCCACAGUGGGCCAAGUAACCAUGGGAGAGACGAGGUGGUGCUUACGCCAGGACGCUCCUCAACUUCCACCAAUAAAUCUCCAAUCGAG
Peromyscus eremicus (cactus mouse) is the source of this 1189-nucleotide messenger RNA. RefSeq names its product golgi associated RAB2 interactor 1A (gene Garin1a). Bases 142 to 1035 code for a protein of 297 amino acids. The transcript has 5 exons. The record is from RefSeq and is a predicted model, not a curated record. Gene Ontology annotation, cellular component: nucleus. Lineage: Eukaryota; Metazoa; Chordata; Mammalia; Rodentia; Cricetidae.